CCAGCUUCCUCUCUCUCUGAGGAACACUUUCACUUCCUGCUACUCCAGGCCUCCCUUCGGAGAACAGAGGCCAGACCAUGGCUUGCUGGCCUCCCGCAUCCUGAGGAUGGCCCAGCCGGAGGAUGAGGCCUCUGCAGGCCCCACCGUCGGGGAGAGACGGGUUCCACCACAGGUGAAUGGAGCAGGUGAGACCCCCAUAGGGGUCCUUGGGACCCCAGAGCCACUCCUUCGCCUAUGGAGGACGUGGGGGGUGUGGCAGAUCCCAGAGCUGGAUACUCAGGAUGCAGAAGCCCUUCUUGAGCUGUGGCCACCGGGGAGCUUCCUGGUCACAGGACAUGACCCCAGCCAGGUCCUGGUGUUGAGGACAGGAGCUUCACCAGGAGAAGUCCACACCUACCAGAUCCAGAAGCUGCCUGGAGGUGUGUCUCUGGAAUAUUCUAACCUCUGCAUGCCGGACCUGCCCCAUCUCCUGGCCUUCCUAUCGGCCAGCAGGGAUGUUUUGCCCAGAACACUGCUCUUGCCCCCUCCCACUCUAAGGCCUGGAGACCAACACACAGGUCCUCCCCAGACUGGCAGUGUCCACCUCAACAUCUCAGAGAGGGUGCUGUCCAUGGUGAACAAGCUCUACCUGGAGACCCACAGAGGGUGGGGGAUGGAGCAGAUCCCCCCGGAGACACCUCCAGAAACUGCAGAAAGACCCAGUUCAGCCCCCAGGAACCCUGCCCCGCACCGGGUCUCCUGGGUUGAAGGCCCACUCAGCCCAGAAGUGCACCAUCCUGGGCCGGCUCUGGCCAGCCUGGCGGAGGAGAAAGAGAAGGAAGACGAGCACGAGAACGAGGGCGACUACGAAGAUGAAGAGAACAGCCCUGGCCCCGAGGAUGUGCUCACCCAUCACAUCCAGGCUCUGGCCAGGGCCCGGGGCAGCUACGUGGGCAGGCAGUUCCAGAGCCUUAGGGCGCGCCUCACCUCAAAUGCCGGAAGCCCCCACAGGCCUGGGGACCCGGCCACAGAGCUGCUCCAGGACGUGCGGCACCUCCUUACUGACCUCCAGGAUCACUUAUCAAAGGACCCCGAUGUCAGGGCCGUUUUGGAGAGCAGGGGGCCUGGGGCUCCCCAGAAGGACGACCAUCUUGGCGCCGCGGUGGAGGCGGCCUUGUGCCGGGCGGUGCUGGCGCCCCUGAAGCCUGCCCUGUGGACGCGACUCCGCACGCUCCGAGCCCAGGAACUGCGGCGACUGCAGCAGCGCCAAAUAGCCCUGCGGGCGGGGGCGGGGCCUCCGGGACUCCGCGGGGCGGGGCUCGAGGGGCAGGGCCCCGCCCCCGCCCUGCGGAGCCGCAUCCACGCGCGCCUGGCGCACCUCCACGCCGCCUGCGCCCCACGCCGCAAGGUGGCGCUGCUGCUGGCGGUGUGCAGUGACGUUUACGCGGGCCUGGCUCAGGCCGCGAGCCAAGAGCCCGUGGGAGCCGACGCCUUCCUGCCCGCGCUGACGGAAGAACUGAUCUGGAGUCCGCACAUUGGGGAGACGCAGCUGGACGUGGAGUUUCUCAUGGAGCUGUUGGAUCCGGAGGAGCUGCGGGGAGAAGCCGGCUACUACCUGACCACGUGGUUUGGGGCGCUGUACCACAUCGCUCACUACCAGCCCGACGCGGGCCGCGCACCCCGGGGGCUCAGCUCUGAGGCUCGCGCCUCCCUGCGCCAGUGGCACAGCAGGCGGACGCUGCGCAGACAGGACAGACAGGGCCACGCCGGAGCGCAAGGGACCGUCCCCCCGGACUGCGGGUGGAGGGGAGCGCCGGACCCAUUGCCUUUUUGACCGAGGCUCCUGCCCCUCCCCACGGGUCAGCCUGCCCUUUGAGGAACCAGGGCAAGAGACCCUGUGCCCAGAGACCAGUGAUGAUUAGGGGCCUCAAACCCUCCAGCUCCUCAGGCAACAUUCUGGAGACACCAGGUCGGCGCUAACUUCUGACCCCUGGUGGCUUAGGUGCAGGGAGGAGGAGGGGUUCCCAGGAGCAGACCCACCUCCGGUUUGCCCCUCCUCGUGGUGGGCAGAAUAAUGUUCCCCCAAGACGGCCCCUUACCCAUCCCCAGAACCUGUGAAUAUGUUACCUUACAUGGUCAAAGGGACUUUACGUAUGUGACUACAUUAAGGAUCUUGACCUGGGGAGAUUAUUCUGUAUCAUCCUGGGGGCCCAAUAUAACCUCCACAGUCCUUACAAGAGGGAGGCAGGAGGACCAGAGUCCGAGAAAGAUGGGAUUUUGCAAGCGGAGGUCAGAGUGAUGUGGCCAGGAGCCAAAGUAGAGGCACCCUCUAGAAGCUGAAAAAAAGUGGAUUUUCCCCUGGAACUUCCGGAAGACUCGGCCUUUGAUUUUAGGCCCAAAGAGCUAUUUUGAACUUCUGACCUUUAGAACUGCAAGAUAAUAAAUUUGUGGGGUUUUUGACCUGCUAA
Molecule: messenger RNA, 2447 nt
Organism: Callorhinus ursinus (northern fur seal)
Lineage: Eukaryota; Metazoa; Chordata; Mammalia; Carnivora; Otariidae
Gene: RINL
Product: Ras and Rab interactor like
Biological process (GO): vesicle-mediated transport
Cellular component (GO): endocytic vesicle; cytosol
Molecular function (GO): small GTPase binding; guanyl-nucleotide exchange factor activity
Source: RefSeq, a predicted model, not a curated record